Molecule: messenger RNA, 1563 nt
Organism: Cryptomeria japonica (Japanese cedar)
Lineage: Eukaryota; Viridiplantae; Streptophyta; Pinopsida; Cupressales; Cupressaceae
Product: L-type lectin-domain containing receptor kinase IX.1-like
Exons: 4
Coding region: 1-1563 (520 amino acids)
Biological process (GO): protein phosphorylation
Cellular component (GO): plasma membrane
Molecular function (GO): carbohydrate binding; protein kinase activity; ATP binding
Source: RefSeq, a predicted model, not a curated record
AUGUGCAAAGAAAUGGAUGCACUCAUGAGAAAUCAGACAUGUGAUUUGGUGCAACUUCCGUCUGACAGAAAGGCAUUAAGAAAUAAAUGGCUGUGGCGGGCAGUUUACUACCAGCCUGCCUGGCGUCGAACUUCACAACCCACUUUCACAUUUCUCAUCACAAACGCGACCGACAGUUCAUUCGGAGACGGGCUCGCCUUCUUCGUAGCUGCGGCGGGUGCACGCCUUAAUCUCAACAGCACCGGCGGCUGGCUUGGCCUCACCGACUGUGCCACCGACGCCAACUCCUCUAACCAAAUCGUGGUCGUGGAAUUCGACACGUGGCAAAACGAGUGGGAUCCGCCCUCAGACCACAUCGGCAUCGACGUCAACUCCGUCAGGUCCGUGGUCAACAAAACGUUGCCCGACCAGUCGGCGCUGAGAAGAGGAAGCAAGAGCGAGACGUGGGUGGAAUACCAGGGCAUGCGCCUCUCGGUUUUCCUUUCGUCCAACGGCCUGCGAGGGGCAACGCCGGACAUGUAUUACAACAUAGAUCUCCGGCAGUAUUUUCCCGAGUGGGUAACGGUGGGCUUCGCGGCCUCCACGGGUGAUUCCACGGAGCUUCACAGUUUGCUCUCUUGGGAGUUCAGCAUUUCUGACCCGCCUCCCGCCAAAAAAUUGACACAUAGAAGGGCGAUCUUUGCCGCGGCUAUAAUCAUUCCGGUCUUGACUAUUGUAGUUUUGUGCGCGGUUUUGUAUAGAAGAUGGUAUUAUAGCCAGUUGCAGGUUGAUUUGGAUAUUGAUGUAGAGAUACACAGGUGGCUGGUUUAUGGACCGCGGCGGUUUCGACACAAGGAGCUUUGUUUGGCCACUCGGGGAUUCGCGGAGAAACUGGGGCAUGGCGGUUUCGGAGGGGUGUACUACGGGACCUUGCCGGGACUAAUGUUGCGGUGGCCGUCAAGCGUGUCGCCCGAGGUUCCCAACAGGUUUCCUCCAACUGGCAAGAAGGAAUAUAUAUCAGAGAUUAGUAUCAUCAGUCAAUUGCGGCACCAAAACUUGGUCCGGCUUCUCGGGUGGUGUCACGAAGGGUUGGAGCUGUUAUUAGUAUACGAACACAUGCCAAACAGGAGCCUUGAUCAACACUUGUAUGGAGAAAUCCUUUUGCAAUGGGCCUUACGUUACAAAAUUGCAUGCGGCCUUGCAUGCGCUUUGUUUUACUUACACGAGGAGUGGCAACAGCGCAUACUGCACCGAGACGUGAAGGCCAGCAAUGUAAUGUUGGAUGCACAGUUUAAUGCAAAGCUCGGGGACUUCAGGUUCGCCCGUCUAGUGGAGCAUGGGGGACCGGGAAGCACCUCAACUGUUAUUGCUGGCACAAUGGGAUACCUUGCUCCAGAGUGUCUCAUGACUGGAAGGGCCAGUGCAGAAUCAGAUGUUUUCAGUUUUGGGGCAGUGGCCUUCGAGAUUGUUUGUGGCCGGCGGCCUGUAUUUGUUGAUAAUGAAAAUGAAAGAAUUCGUUUGGUGGAGUGGGUUUGGAAUCUGUAUGGAAAGGGAAGAUUAAUGGAUGGAUGGGAGAUUUUUUGA